AUGGAAUCUGGACUGGAGCUUCCUAAAAUUUCAGUUGAAGAAGACCAUGACGAUGUCAUGAGUGAAGAGGAUAUCACAGUAGUAGAGUCGAUGACAAUUCAAGAGCAUGCUUCAAAGAAAAGGAAAUUUACAUCAAAAGUAUGGAAUGAUUUUGAUUGGUCACGAGACAAAGAUGGUAAAGAAAAGGCUACGUGCAAGCAUUGUGGGCAGGAAUAUGCUUAUGACAGUCAGAAAGGAGGAACAUCAACUAUGUCAAGGCAUUUAAAGAAGUGCCCUAGACUGAAGAUGCAAGAUGUGGGGCAACUUUUGUUAUGUACAAAUAAUGGAGAACUGGAUACUGAAUGGACUGAAUUUACGGAGUUAUGUAGUUAUCUGAAUGUCGAUGUUGAAACCAUAUCAAGGAAUACUACAAGGUCUGAUAUUCUUAAAAUGCAUAAGUUCCAAAAAGAAAUUAUUCGCAAGAAAUUACAAUGUGCUCCAGGUAAAAUAUGUUUAACAUUAGACAUGUGGACCUCCGUCAACACCACUGGAUACAUAAGUUUAACAGUACACUUUGUUGAUCAAGAUUGGGUAUUGCAGAAGUUUCUUUUAAAUUUUUCUCCACUGCCACCACCCCAUACUGGUCAAGCACUUUCAUAUAAGUUAUUUCUGAUGUUAAAUGAUUGGGUAAUUGAAGGAAAAGUAACCAGCAUCACUUUGGAUAACGCUGCAUCAAAUACUUCAUGUGUUAAGAUAAUGAAGAGUCGAUUCAUUGCAAGGAAUGUUAUGUCGGAUACUGGGAAAAGAAACUUUCAUAUAAGGUGUUGUGCUCACAUAAUAAAUCUUAUUGUAAGAGAUGGACUGACAGAGAUUGAUCCAGCAGUAAUCAAGAUAAGGUUAGCAGUGAAGUACCUUAAAGGUUCACAAAGAAGAAAACAAAAUUUCUUGGAUACUGUCAGCGAUUUAGGAAUGUCAGUAAAGAUGGGUGUUCGACAAGAUGUUAAGACAAGAUGGAAUUCUACUUAUCUUAUGUUGCAAAGUUGUAUUUCGUAUGAAAAAGUCUUCACUCAUUUGAGGUUGGUGGACCCUGACUAUGCAAAGUCUCCUAAUGGGGAAGAAUGGGAGCAAAUCAAAGUGGUCACGAAGUUUCUCAAGGUUUUUUAUGACCUCACGACUCUAUUCUCUGGAAACAAGUAUCCUACUUCUAAUUUUUAUUUUGAUGGGGUUUGUCAGAUUAAAGUAUUAUUAGAUCAAGAGAUAACUAAUGACAUUGAGUUCAUCAGAAACAUGGCGAAGAAAAUGCAAGAAAAAUGUUCCAAGUAUUGGAAAAAAAUGAGUCCAAUAUUGGCAAUGGCAGUCGUUUUAGACCCUCUAUUGAAGUUUGAAUUUGUAGAGUUUACUUUAGAAAAGGUGUAUCCUGUUGAGCGUGAAAUGAAGAAGGAAGUUGAUAUUAUUAGAAAAAGGAUGGCUUCACUCUAUAAAGAGUAUCAUACGGCGUCAACUUAA
This is a messenger RNA of Papaver somniferum (opium poppy), 1485 nucleotides long. RefSeq names its product zinc finger BED domain-containing protein RICESLEEPER 2-like. NCBI's taxonomy places the organism in Eukaryota, Viridiplantae, Streptophyta, Magnoliopsida, Ranunculales, Papaveraceae. Bases 1 to 1485 code for a protein of 494 amino acids. Gene Ontology annotation, molecular function: DNA binding. The record is from RefSeq and is a predicted model, not a curated record. The transcript is spliced from 3 exons.